AUGCUAGAUCAUGUUGGAGAACUUAGUCGUUUGUUUGGAUCAGAAGUCAUCGGUGGGUCCGAAACAUAUUUACGAAGAAAACGAAGUCGCGUCAAACGUGGUAUGCUUGUAUCGAUCAAGUCCACUUGGCCACCUACUGUUCGAAUUGGCUUGAGUAUGGAACCUUUGGGUUGCGGUUCAUAUACUUUCGUACACAGUAAAGAAUAUCAAAAUAUCCAGAGGUCAUUUUACAAUGCUUUAGAAUCCAUGAAUCCAAAUAAUUUGAGUAGUAUAUUAUAUGAAAAUCCUUAUCACAUAGAUUCUUUACUACAAUUGAGCGAAAUAAUGAUGCACCAGGAAGAUACGACUGUAGGUACUGAUCUUCUGGAGCGCGCACUCCAUGCUUUCCAAUCAGCUUUCCAUCCAUCCUUUAAUCCAUUCAAUGGUUCUUGUCGUCUAGACUUUAAGCGUCAAGUCAAUCGUGGUUUGUUUGUAGCACUUUUCCGCUAUAUCUUGAAAAUUAGUGAACGGGGCUGUCAUCGAAGUGCACUGGAAUAUUGCAAAUUAUUGUUAAGUCUUGAUUAUGAAGAUGAUCCUUUGACAGUCCUACUCAUGAUAGAUCGCUAUGCUAUUUACUCCAGGCAGUAUAGUUUCCUAAUUGAUUUAUAUGAUAGCCUAAAUGGUUCGCGCAACUUGUACUUGCUUCCCAAUUUUGGUUUAUCCAUACCAUUGGCUCGUAAGUUAAUUGGUGAAGAUCCAGAGAAAUGUGAUGGAAACAAGAUGAGUGUGGAUGAAUCUUUGCAAGAUGCUUUAAUCAUGUUUCCCGGAUUUGUGUCGCGCUUACUUAAACAUACAAGUAUUGGGGGUAUUACAAAUCUUGAAAAAUCUAUCCUUUUUGGAAAAGAAGUUCUAUUGAGCGAAUCAGAUAGUCUUGGUUGUUUACUAAGUCUAUAUGUCGCUCGCAUGCAUCCUCUUUGGUCCUCACCCAAUGUCCUUCCGUGGCUGGAAAAAAAUAUUGCGACUGUUUUAACUUUGGUUGAACCUAAACAAUUGCAUCUUUCUGAGUCUAAUACUAUUGAUCCACGUCUUUCUGAAUAUUCCAAAAGACGAAAAACUCUUUAUCCUGCUUUUCCACCGAAGAUUUUGAGGCACCUGAUUUUGUCCGAAGUUUCUGAAGCUCCACCCAUUUUACCCCGAAAUUUAACAAGUUCUCCUAUCUAUACAUUUGAUCCUCUUCCACCCAGAAGUUCUAUCAAUAUUUACGAUCCAGAAGAAGAAAGACGUCGCGUUCGUGAAACUAUGGCUGGAAGUGGAUUUCUCAACGGUCUUCUAUCAUCAUUCUUACCCUCAAGCUCUAUAAAUGCUGAAUUGGCUCUUCGUGGUCCUUCUGGUGCACCAAUAGUCAGUGAAAAUGCUUCUGGUAGUAUUGGUGGAAUCGUACGUUCAGCAGCGGAAACGUUCUCUGCUACUCUUAGACAAGUGUUAGAUAUGAUUGAUAUUCGUACAGUUGGCUUGGAGAACGAAGAUAAUAAUCAUAAUAAUUCUUCUGAUGAAGCUCCUUAA
Schistosoma mattheei is the source of this 1542-nucleotide messenger RNA. Lineage: Eukaryota; Metazoa; Platyhelminthes; Trematoda; Strigeidida; Schistosomatidae. The record is from the annotation of a GenBank genome assembly.